UAAAUACAGGCGAUCUGAGGUCCGAGGGCAGUUUUGAAGCUGAUUUCUGCUGCGGUGUGGACGAGGCUGACCAUGGCAUCAUAUGGAACACUUCUAUUUCUUGUAACUUUCCUGAUUGGAAUGAAAACUGCAUUUACUGCAGUUAACAAUUCAGCUACGACCGCGUCGUACGAUUUCACCUCUAAUCAGACUUUCGCAACUACAAGGUUCAACACAAGACAGACUCCAACUGAUAGAAAAGUUGUUCUGGGAAAGAGCACCGUUUUCCCCACGACUGCAGGACCGGCGGUCAGAACUACUACAAAAGCUUCACGGCUGACCACUGCGGUCAGCUACAACACUGAAGAACUGAGUGAGAAAAAUGAGCGGAAGCCGAUUAAAGAAGAUGAUGAGCCACCAAAAUUAGAGUGUCCCCCGAUGGGUCUAGAGUCUUUGCGGGUGAAAGACACCCAGCUGCAGGCUUCGUCCCACAAGCGCCGUGGCCUGGGACCCCAUCGUGGCCGGCUCAACAUACAGUCUGGUAUUGCGGAUGGGGACAUCUAUGAUGGAGGCUGGUGUGCACGGCAUGAGGAUAAAGACCAGUGGCUGCAGGUAGACGCCUUGAUGCCCACUCGCUUUACAGGGGUCAUCACACAGGGCCGUAAUUCCAUUUGGAGCUGGAACUGGGUAGAAACCUUCAAAGUGCAGUUCAGCAAUGACUCCAUUAGCUGGAAGCCCUGCAUGAACGGAACUCAGGAGGCGGUGUUUGAGGGGAACCAGGACACUGACACCCCGGUGCUGGCGGUCUUCCCUGAGUCCACAGUGGCGCGCUACAUUCGGAUCAACCCUCAGACCUGGUUCAAGAAUGGAACCAUCUGCCUCCGAGCAGAGGUGCUGGGCUGUGCAAUACCAGACCCGAACAAUAUCUACCCCUGGCAGGCACAGCAGGAAGGCUCUCAGGAUAAACUAGACUUCAGACAUCACAACUACAAGGAAAUGAGGAAGCUGAUGAAAUCCGUGCAGGAGGCCUGUCCAGACAUUACGCGCAUCUACAGCAUUGGAAAGAGCUACUUGGGCCUCAAACUGUACGUGAUGGAGAUCUCCGACAACCCAGGCAAACAUGAGCUGGGUGAGCCAGAGUUCCGCUAUGUGGCUGGCAUUCAUGGGAAUGAGGUGCUGGGCCGCGAGCUGCUGCUGAACCUGAUGCAGUACAUUUGCCAGGAGUACAAACGUGGCAACCCACGCAUCAUCCAUCUGGUCAAGGAGACGCGCAUCCACCUACUGCCCUCCAUGAACCCGGACGGCUACGAGAUCGCUUACAAGAAGGGCUCGGAGCUGUCCGGAUGGGCCCUGGGCCGCUUCAGCUAUGAAGGCAUUGACAUGAACCACAACUUUGCUGAUCUGAACACAGUGAUGUGGACAGCUAUCGAGCUGGAGACGGACAAGUCCAAACUCAUAAACCAUUACUUUCCCAUCCCUGAACAGUACACAUCUGAGGAGGCCUUUGUGGCCCCUGAGACGCGGGCAGUGAUCAGCUGGAUGCAGACCAUCCCCUUCGUGCUCAGUGCUAACUUCCAUGGUGGGGAGCUGGUGGUAACGUAUCCAUUCGACAUGACCAGGGACUGGGCCCCACGCGAGCACACCCCCACCGCCGACGACAGCUUCUUCCGCUGGCUGGCCACAGUGUACGCCAGCACCAACCACGUCAUGUCCAACCCAGACCGCCGGCCGUGCCACUAUGACGACUUCGUGAGGCACAACAACAUCAUCAAUGGGGCCGACUGGCACACGGUGCCCGGCAGUAUGAAUGACUUCAGCUACCUGCACACCAACUGCUUCGAGGUGACCGUAGAGCUGUCCUGUGAUAAAUUCCCUCAUGCCAGUGAACUGCCCAUCGAGUGGGAGAACAACAAAGAGUCUCUUCUGAUUUACAUGGAGCAGGUGCACCGAGGAAUUAAAGGGGUCAUUAGAGACAAAGACACUGAAGCUGGAAUAGCAGAUGCCAUCAUCAAAGUGGAUGACAUCGACCACCACAUCAGAUCUGCUUUCGACGGGGACUACUGGCGCCUGCUAAACCCUGGAGACUACCAGGUAACCGUCAUGGCAGAGGGCUACUUCCCGGCCACUCGCUCCUGCAGGGUGGAGUAUGAGCACUACCCCACCAUCUGCGACUUCCGCCUUACCAAGACCCCCAAGCAGCGGCUGCGGGACAUCCUGGCCAAGGGCGGCAAAAUCCCCAAGGACCUGCAGCUGCGUCUGAGGCAACUGCGCAUGCGCAAACUGCGCGCCACCACCAAAACCCUCAACCAGCGGCGAAUAGCGCAACAGCAAAGGGCCAGGAAAGCCCGUCGCUAGAGUGAACUUUAAACUUUGACCUGUUUUGCGGGCCAAUUACAGGACUUCACUUCAUCGGCAGGGUGCUACUCACAGAGCUGGUGUUUUGGAGUGGUUAGACACAAGUUUGGGGAUAAGUGAAUUCACUUCAUAGUCUAAGAGUAGAUUUAAUGUAUUAGAUUUUCUGUAAUGUUGGCAAGAUUUUCUUGCAUUGUCAGCGCCAGUUAUGGAAGUAUUACAGGAUCAAAAUGGCAUCAUUUAUAUGUAUUAAGUGUGAUACAGCAAAAAUAUAACAUUCAUUUUCACAAUAUACUAUGGCCCUUAUUUCACAACAGUUUAGCUAUUCAUCAGUUUCAUCUUUCAUCUACAGUCAAACUCUGGUAGGCGUGUAUGUAUGUAGAGUGUAAUGGUUUAAAAAAUGCCAGAUUUGUGGUUAACUAACCAAAACUGUUCUCAAUAUCAUACAUAACAUCAAUAAUAACAAUAAAAUUAGAAAACAGCAAAGAAUACUGAUGAUUUGUGCACUUGGCAAUCCAGUGCAAAAGUGGAUGUACUUAUUUUACAUGUAUUGGUAAAAAUAAAUGUUGCAAAUCUUCCACAUUACAUUUAAAGACAUUUUACACUACAAAAUAUCAUCAUUCUACCAUCUUAAAAACAACAAAGAUGUUUUGUUUUUAUUGCACAUUUUAUUCUUUCCAGUCGUCAUAAUUUUAACACAAUGUAAUUUGGUCAGUAGAGGGAGCAGUGCACUCACUGCUCGACCUCUAACUCCGCCUACAAGCACAGCCAUUGGCUCAUGAGCUGCUGAAUGCAAUUGUUUUAUUGGCUCCUUACUGAAACAUCUGCAUGAAGUAGGGCUUCAUGUAAAUGAUAUGUAAAUGAGUUGCAGACAGGCUGGCACUUGAUUUCACGCACUGAAGCUGAUUCAUCAUUUGCUUUUAUUAUCUCUGUAAUACAAAUGUUUCAUGAAUCAGACGCAGAGUAGUUCGUAUGUCAUUAAAGGUGCAUUCUGCUCUAUUUUUAUGCUUUAAGUUUGAUGAAUAAGGGCCGAUGUGACAUUUUUUUUCUGGGUUGGAAUGGACGAAAAAACAGUAGUUACACGUUUAAAAAAGGCUUUGAAAAACUACAAUGAUUUAUUUUUAAGGUUUGCAAAAGUACAUUGCUUAAGAAGGAAUAGGAGGGAAAAACUAUCAAUUGGUAAAAACAAAUAAAUGAAACACAAAAAUGGUGUUUGGUAUGGUGUAGUGGGUGACACCUCUGCCUUCUAUGCUGUAGACUAAUAACCAAUAUGAGUCCUUGGGCAAGACUCCUAACGCUACCUUGGCCUGCCUGUGUUAAAUGAUCAUAUUGUAAGUCGCUCUGGUAAAAGCGUCUGCCAAAUGUCGUAAAUGCAAUGGCGUAAUGGCCUGACUGCUUGUUACUGUGCGGUUUAGGCAAUUAAUAUACAAAGGUUGUUGCCUGUUUACUCUGUAAUUGGUCUGAGAAUUGGUCUUUUUAUGAUACAGACAGUUAUCGAUUAUAUAAUUUAUCAUAACAACAUCAUAUCAUGUUGCCUCCUCCUGAGCUAUGUUGUAUGUCUGUGCAUUUUCUUCCUGUAGUACCAACAUAACUGCCUCUGACCAUGUGAGAAAACCGAUCUUUGUCCAGUAGAACUUACAUAAUUGGUCACCCAUGUGAGGAAACACUGCCAGCAUUACAGCACUUACAUAAUUGGUGCUGCAUUGUGAGGAGACUCAUCUUUGCCCUGUUGUACUUAUAUCUGUGUGAAGUAAAUGACUCUUUUGAAUUGCUGUUUGGAUACGGAGCUUUAUAUUUGGGACUCUAUGUCUAGGAUAAAUGUGUAAUUAAGGACACUGAGGUUUAUUACAUUAUCAGUGAUCAUUCAACUUCACUUUCAUCUCACACAAGUAAACACAUUCAUUCUUCUCAGUCUGGAACUGAUGUUCUGUAAAUAGCAUCAUUAAAGUUUGAUCACUUAAAGCAA
Molecule: messenger RNA, 4297 nt
Organism: Colossoma macropomum (tambaqui)
Lineage: Eukaryota; Metazoa; Chordata; Actinopteri; Characiformes; Serrasalmidae
Gene: cpxm1b
Product: carboxypeptidase X (M14 family), member 1b
Exons: 13
Coding region: 73-2334 (753 amino acids)
Biological process (GO): proteolysis
Molecular function (GO): zinc ion binding; metallocarboxypeptidase activity
Source: RefSeq, a predicted model, not a curated record